AAUAUUCGUAAUUUAUGCCCCCAUGCCUUGAUCGGUAAGAAAACCCUAAAACUCAAAAGUUUGGUCAGCAGCCUCGUAACUGAAGCCGAACCCUGGUCUAUGCGGCGGUUCUGCGGAGAGUGUACCGCAAUAAAGCUACCAUUGUUAGGGUUUUCGUUUUUCUGCGAAAAUGACAAAAUUCAGGAAGCUGGGUCGACCCACAGGUCACCGUAUGUCCAUGCUCAGAACCAUGGUUUCCCAGUUGGUGAAACACGAGCGUAUCGAAACUACUGUGGCCAAGGCCAAAGAGAUCAGACGACUAGCGGAUAAUAUGGUUCAGCUUGGAAAGGAGGGAUCUCAAUGUGCUGCAAGACGUGCUGCUAGUUUUGUACGAGGAGAUGAUGUCCUUCACAAGCUGUUUACAGAACUGGCUUAUCGGUACAAGGAUAGAGCUGGAGGAUACACCAGAUUGCUGCGGACCCGAAUUCGAGUGGGUGAUGCUGCACCAAUGGCCUAUAUUGAGUUUAUUGACAGAGAAAAUGAGCUUAGGCAGGCAAAGCCACCAACUCCUCAGCCGCCACAGAGAGCACCCCUGGACCCCUGGACACGUUCUCAUCUCAGUAGGCAAUUUGCUCCUCCUAAAGAGGAAAAAUCUGGAUCUGAUUUGUGAUUCUAUCGAAAGCAAUGCGGAUACUGUGCUUUUCCCUCCAUAGCAUGGGAUAUCUGAAUUUUUGUCUUGCUUAUUUAAUCUAUCUUCAAAUGGUUUGAAAAAAAAAGUAUUCUCUUACUACUAGAGAAAAUGUUCAUCGCUAUGUAAAAAUAAUUCAACUGAAUCUAUAAUUGACCAAAGAAAAGGAAAAUCUCAGAACACAUUUAUCUUUCUGAA
Molecule: messenger RNA, 865 nt
Organism: Vigna umbellata (rice bean)
Lineage: Eukaryota; Viridiplantae; Streptophyta; Magnoliopsida; Fabales; Fabaceae
Biological process (GO): translation
Cellular component (GO): cytosolic large ribosomal subunit; ribosome
Molecular function (GO): structural constituent of ribosome
Source: RefSeq, a predicted model, not a curated record